Cololabis saira (Pacific saury) is the source of this 2389-nucleotide messenger RNA. It is a transcript of the gene irx6a, whose product is annotated as iroquois homeobox 6a. Gene Ontology annotation, molecular function: RNA polymerase II cis-regulatory region sequence-specific DNA binding; DNA-binding transcription factor activity, RNA polymerase II-specific. The transcript has 7 exons. Lineage: Eukaryota; Metazoa; Chordata; Actinopteri; Beloniformes; Belonidae. Gene Ontology annotation, biological process: regulation of transcription by RNA polymerase II; neuron differentiation; cell development. Gene Ontology annotation, cellular component: nucleus. The coding region runs from base 302 to 1813 and encodes 503 amino acids. The record is from RefSeq and is a predicted model, not a curated record.
AAUAAUAGCACAAGCAGAGUCCAUAUCUUGGAAGACUUACGUUAUCCUUUAAGCCUCCUUCAGCUAACACAACAACAUUUUUUUUUGCACUUAAUGACGCUUAAUUUCAUUUCUUAUCGGGUCCUAGGGGGGAUUAUUCAUUCAUAUAAAACAAUCUGCAGCUGGUGCCAGCCUAAAAAGUCUCCCUCCUUUGAGUCAAGUCAUCUAUUAUUGAGCGAAAGGCCGUGCGUGGAAAUGUGUGUAAGAAGGUGGAUUUGAAGUAGAAUUGGUUGCAAUCGAUCAAGGGUGAAGAAUAUUCCUGAUGGUAACAAAAGAAGCAGCAAUGUCUUUCUCGCAAUUUGGAUACCCUUACAAUGCAACUUCACAGUUUUUCGUGUCGGCAAACCCCAGUACGACUUGCUGCGAUUCGAUUUCCAGGUCGGUCUCUGACGGGACAGGCAGCUCCCAGACCGCCGCCGCCUCCUUCUGCUGCCCGCCCUACGAGAACCGGCUGCUGGAGCGCAGCCGCACGGAGCUGAACGCGGCGCUGGGGAUGUACGGCUCCCCCUACGCCGCCGCGGCGGCAGCCAGCCACAACUACAACUACUUCCCCUACGGAACAGACCCGUCCGCGCUCUACUCCACUCUGAAUCCACAAUAUGACAUCAAGGACAGCACAAGCACUUUACACUCUGGCAUCACUCAGACUGCUGCUUACUAUCCCUACGAUCACUCCCUGGGACAGUACCAAUAUGACAGAUAUGGGACGGUAGACUUUAACGGCACAGCCAGAAGAAAGAACGCCACACGUGAAACCACCAGCACCCUGAAAACGUGGCUCUAUGAGCACCGCAAGAACCCCUACCCCACCAAGGGAGAGAAGAUCAUGCUGGCCAUUAUUACUAAGAUGACGCUCACCCAGGUGUCCACCUGGUUCGCCAACGCCAGGAGACGGCUAAAGAAGGAGAACAAGAUGACCUGGUCGCCAAAGAAUAAGACCGGUGACGACAAGAAGGAUGACCUCAACAAGAGUGACCAAGACUGCGUCACCAAAGAUUCCAGCGACUGCAAGGAAGAGAAGGAUCUGCAUCUAAGUGACUUGGAGGACAUGGAUGAGGACGACUGUGACAAGCUAGAGAGUGACUGUGAAAAGACAGCAGCGGACGAGCAGGACUUCCAGAGGGCCAUGGCCGUAUCUGCAGCUCCCCCCAAAAAAGACUGCAGCUCCGAGCUGCACCUGAGUUUGACCAACAGCUUCCACUCGUUCCCCUGCGCCAUCAAGAGUGUCGCCGCCCUCCCCCCUCUCCCGUCUGAUUUCCUGGAUCCUGUAGUCCCCAAACCCGCCUCUGGCCCAUCGGCAGGAACCGUGUCCCUGUCCCACUUUGAGGCGUCGGAGAAGCCGCGGAUUUGGUCCCUGGCUCGCACGGCAGCUUCCGGGGUCAUCCUGAGCCCUCAGCAGCUCGGCCCCGAGCUGAGGACGGGGAACUCCACUGGGGAUUGCCAGCUACAAAGCGUCAGACUUGCGGGGGUUCCUACUGGACAGUGCGGGGCCAUGAGAGGCCUCCAUGAAACCGGCAGCAUCAACAAUGCUGAGAGCACAUUCCCAGAGGGCUCAUCCUUGCACUCCAAAGUUUAUGGCACUAGCAGCUACGGCCACAAGGGCCUCCAACUUCACUGUUCUUCCUAUUCUGCACUUCCAGAGACAUGUCAGUACUCCACUAUUGAAGGAUUCUCUGGCGGCAAAGCAGAGAUCCAGUCGUCUGACCUCAGCGAAGCCUGUGGGACCCUGCAGGAUGACAAGGUCACUGCAUUCAGGCCAGUCAUGAAGAGGUGAAGCAGAUUUUUCUGGUGAGAUGCCAAGAAGAAAUAACAGGAUAUUUAUUAUGCACUAAAGGCCACGCUGGCCGAGCAGAGCGGCCGAGGAGCUGCAGGCUCUGCUGCAGAGAAAGCUGUCAAACCGUGGACUUGACUAUCAUUUUGCACAACGCAGUUUUUAUGACGUGAAAGACUUUAUGCAAAAAUAACCCGAGAUGCAAACGUGCGACCGUGGCUCCAAUGGGAAUGGAAGAAUCUGUCUAUGGCAAUCGUGUAGUGUAGCAAAACCUAUUUAUUUCUCUGUGUAUUUAUUACUUUAUGUUGUCUCUUUGAUUAUUAUUUAACUUGUUGCAUUUGUGUUUUGUUCAAUGUUUCGUUUCACCGUGGCUUCUUCGUGUCAUUUCGCCUGAUGUAAAAGAGGAAGAAAAAAAAAGCUGGUUGGACUCACAGCUGACUAUAAAAGCACCGAAUCCGCCGUUUUGCGAGUACACUGUUGUUCUUUUUCUUUUUUUUCUUUUUAUCUGUCAUUGUGUUAAACUGUGAACUCCUGCCGUGUUUUGCCACCCAUGACAAUUUUCUAACAAUACAUUUUUUU